Erigeron canadensis is the source of this 712-nucleotide messenger RNA. RefSeq names its product 23 kDa jasmonate-induced protein-like. The record is from RefSeq and is a predicted model, not a curated record. Lineage: Eukaryota; Viridiplantae; Streptophyta; Magnoliopsida; Asterales; Asteraceae. Bases 110 to 706 code for a protein of 198 amino acids. The transcript is spliced from 2 exons.
AACGCAAACACAUACGAGUAUAAAAUAAACUUAAUUACUUACAUUUAUACUCUUUUUGUACGUUGCUGGUAGUAGCUAGGAAUAUAUAUACAUAUAUAUAUAUAUAUAUAUGGCUAGUAACGUGUUUGGCAACCCUGUGAGAGGGGGAAGUAGGUCAGAUAGGGCCUACAAGGCCCUGGAGGACAAUAACUUAGACGGAAAGCGUGAUCAGGCAAUUCAAUAUGUCAAGCAUGAGCAACAAAAGUUUGCGGCGCAGGGGGGAGUACUUUGCACACUGACCAUCUUUUAUAAUGCUACAGGUGAGACCUUGUUUUAUGAGGAAGACCACUCCAAGUAUGGGAAGAUCUAUGAUUCGUAUCCGGCUAGAAUUCAGAAUGGUCAGUGGGGUGCGUUCCUGCAUAUAAAAAGGGCUGCCGCGCCAACUGGCUCCGAAGGAUAUGUAGUCUAUCGUGGCAAGUGCAAUAGUACAGACUUUUGCAAGCAGCUAAUUGCUUGGGAUGUCCCUGUGAACCAAGCGCAUGUGGACAACCACGCCUAUUGUGACAUCUAUGCUGAUGAUUACGAUAUCAAUAAGGAUAAGGUGUAUAAAAGAAUGGAAGCUGGUAGCAAACAACGUACAACUACAAAGAAAGGCAUGUGCAUAACAUCCUCAAUUGAUGAGGGUACUUCUCCUUUGUAUGAAGCACACUUCACUAUUGAAGAUUGAAGAUAU